AUGAAUGCAUGUUGGUUUCACCAAAAAAUAGAUGAAUGCAGGGUGGUUUCACCUUUGUCUUUACAAGUGGUGCUCAGCCUCCUUGCCACCGGCUCCCGCGGUUGGACCCGCCGUCAGAUUGUCAACUUCUUCAACGCCGAUUCCGUCGAUCAUCUCAAUUCCCUGGCCUCUAAACCCUCCAACGUCAUCUUGGCUGAUGGUGAUCCCGCCGUUGGCCCUUGUGUGCGUUGCUCCAAUGCCUUAUGGCUUGAUCAGUCCCUUACUCUCAAGCCCUAUUUUAAACACAUUAUGGACUCUGAUUAUGGAGUCGCUGUGAACCCGGUGAACUUUCAGCCCGAGGCUGCUCAUGCGGGGCAACAAAUUAAUUCGUGGGUGGAAAAUGAGGCAAGUGUCCUAGUUAAAGACCUUAUUCGUGAGGGGUCUCUCAACAACUUAGUCAAGCUCGUCUUUACAAAUGCCCUAUACUUCAGAGGAGCAUGGCAUGAGAAAGCAAAUGCAUAUGGCAACAAAGAGAGAGAGAAAACAAAUCCAAUCAUACUAAGAAAACAGUGUGGUGAGAACGAAUACAAAGUGAGUGCUCCCUUCAUUGCUGCCAAGAUGGGAGUAAUUGAUAGCAAUGGCAUUUUAGGUAGAAUGCAUAAGCUUGGACGCACAUAUAAAAAGCGACGUGAAGAAAAGCGUGCUUUCUCUAUGCAUUUCUAUUAUCCGCAUUCAUUUAAAUAUGAAUUUUAUCAUGAACCUGAGGUAGAUCUAAUGGAAGUUAAUGGCGUACUGACCCCAGAAUUUAAUAUGUCUUCUGAGGUGAAAACUUCCAAGGUGCUGAGGGGACUAGGGAUAAGACUGCCAUUCUCUGGAGGAAAGUUGACAGAGAUGGGAACUUCAUGUGAUGGUGGAGAGUUAUAUGUUUUUAACAUAAUUCAAAAGACAUUCAUCCAAGUAAAUAAACAAGGGACUGAAGCUGCAACAGCCACGGCUGCAAUAGUAAUGUCUGGGUGUCCACCGGCUUUGACGCCUGUACGUCGAAUAGUUGCACUUCAGCCGCCAUAUCUCCUUCCUGAUGGAAAAGAUGACUGUGUUGGCUAUGCUAAAGCAGAGUUGAAGGUUAAAGUGAAAGAUGAUUUUGAUGCUUCUGCUGCUGAGAGUAAGACAGCUUUGAACAACCUUCCUGCCAAUGGAGCAGAGUGGGUUGACCUUUUUGUGAGAGAAAUGGCGGGUGCUACUAGCAUUGAUGAUGCUAAAGCUCGUGCUGCUAGGAUUCUGGAGUCUCUAGAAAAAUCAAUCAAUGAACGUAUUCAUGUGUAG
Molecule: messenger RNA, 1302 nt
Organism: Neltuma alba
Lineage: Eukaryota; Viridiplantae; Streptophyta; Magnoliopsida; Fabales; Fabaceae
Product: serpin-ZX-like
Exons: 3
Coding region: 1-1302 (433 amino acids)
Molecular function (GO): serine-type endopeptidase inhibitor activity
Source: RefSeq, a predicted model, not a curated record